Rubroshorea leprosula is the source of this 1235-nucleotide messenger RNA. The record is from the annotation of a GenBank genome assembly. Lineage: Eukaryota; Viridiplantae; Streptophyta; Magnoliopsida; Malvales; Dipterocarpaceae.
UCUUCGACCAAGCCUCAAUCUCUUCCCUUUUUCCUUUGGUUCCCCCUUCCUUUUCAUCUCUAGCCUCUUUCGAUGUUCAUCUCCUUCCUGAUCCUUACUCGCCAGCCUUGGGGAUUGAACCUUCUCUUUUUCUCUCCUUCGUCUAAACCAUGAUUUCUCUCUCGUCAUUUGGGUCACCUUGUUCAAAGUCCAAUUGAAACCCUAACAACGAUUUUGAGGGUGAGAGCGGAGUUGAAAACGGAAGAGCCGAAGAGGAGGGGCGAGAAUGCGGUCGUUAGAGACAUUGCUGCCGACGGAGACUCUUGAGAUAGAGAAUGGACUGUCUAUGGUCUCGAACGUGAAGCUCCUACGACGACCAAGGAUGAACGUGAAGAUAAUGACAAGGAAGAGAGUAUUAAGGAUGCUGAGAAGAAGUUAUCCGAGGGGAGGGAAGCAAGAACCUGAUACCAUUGUUUUGAGAGGUGUCCCAUCACGGUGGUUUGCAGAGCCGAGAGUUUCCUCGAAGCCUUCCAUGCUUGUGACACGUACUACUUUUUCCUUAUUUGGGAAGAUAAGGUGAUUGCUUUUGCUCGAUUUCCAGUUUGCUAUAUAUUGGUUCAUCUGCAACAGAAACUUUAUAGUGGAUUUAGUAUUUGCUAAUUUAGUAAUUUGGUACUCUGAAAUUUCUGUUGCUUUAAGAUUUGAAACUUUAAAAGGAUUGUCGUGUGCAAGUUUGAUUCUUGUGGUUUUUACUGUAUCAGGAUACUUUUGCAUGUUGUUAUUGCUUCAUUUGCGAUUUCUUGUGUCUGUUUUCAUCAAUCUUGUAGUAUGAAUUUGCCUUAUUAUUAUACGUUAUCCUUGAUGUUUCUUCUUUAACUUGCUCCAUAUAGGAAUCUUAAUGUCACUGAGGAUAAUGAUCUAGGUAAGGAUGUGGAUGAUGAUGGGUUGAACCUAGUUUCAGGGCUUAAUUGUAAGAUUGUGGUUCAGUUUGAGACGUAUAGGGAUUUCUUUAACACAUUUAAGGUGCUAUGUAGUCACUCACUGCUAAAGAUAUGGGUACAUUCCAUGGAUUUUAUAUUGUUGUUAUCAUUUUUGAAGUAUCGUGAGCUCGAGCCCUAUAUAAUGAUAGAUAGUUUAAGGUGUUUCUAUGUGAUGUGAAUACAUUUAACAACAAAUUGCAAGUAAGUCUUCUGUUUCCUACUUAGGAUUUAUUGAUGCCUAAGAUGAAAUGGAUGAAAUGAAGUUAUAUUGCAUGA